Molecule: messenger RNA, 648 nt
Organism: Zasmidium cellare ATCC 36951
Lineage: Eukaryota; Fungi; Ascomycota; Dothideomycetes; Mycosphaerellales; Mycosphaerellaceae
Exons: 2
Coding region: 1-648 (215 amino acids)
Molecular function (GO): acyltransferase activity, transferring groups other than amino-acyl groups
Source: RefSeq, a predicted model, not a curated record
AUGUCACCACCCAAGCCCAACUUCGUCGUCACAAGGGCGAAAGCCGAAGACAUGGAGGAGAUCACUGAUCUCAUCUACGACUCCUUCUCCAGAGAAGAAACAGCACUCUUCAUGGGCUGUCCCGAUCGAACCACCAUCCCCAAAUACCGCCAACGAGUCCUCAACGCCAUGGAGUCGGACAAGAGCGAUGUAUGGAUACAAGUCAAGGAUGCCGAAACGGGCAAAAUCGCGGCUUGCAGCAAUUGGAAGAUUUUUGUGAAUGGGAAGCCGGAUGAUAAAGGUGAUCAGGCUAUCGAUUGGUAUGAAGGGGAGGAGAGGGAGGUGUCUGAGAAGGUGGCGAGGUUCAUGAAUGAGAAUCGGUGGAGGGUCAUGACGGGCCCGUUUGUUUACCUGCACAUCUGCUGUACGAGCCCGGAAUAUCGACGCAUGGGCGCUGGAUCUUUGAUGAUGCAGUGGGGUGUUGACUUGGCCGAUUCCCUGUUCUUGCCUGGUUGGAUCGAAGCCUCGCGGGAUGGAACCGCUCUGUAUAAGGCUUUUGGAUUUUAUGUCGCUGCGGAGGUUGAUGUCCAUGGGCUUCCUACGGCGCACAUGAAGAGAGAUGCGAGGUCGAAGGGGAUCGAUGGGACCGCGUUGAGGAAGAAGGCUUGA